Molecule: messenger RNA, 912 nt
Organism: Echinops telfairi (small Madagascar hedgehog)
Lineage: Eukaryota; Metazoa; Chordata; Mammalia; Afrosoricida; Tenrecidae
Gene: CRX
Product: cone-rod homeobox
Exons: 3
Coding region: 13-912 (299 amino acids)
Biological process (GO): multicellular organism development; regulation of transcription by RNA polymerase II
Cellular component (GO): nucleus
Molecular function (GO): RNA polymerase II cis-regulatory region sequence-specific DNA binding; DNA-binding transcription factor activity, RNA polymerase II-specific
Source: RefSeq, a predicted model, not a curated record
UCGCUGAAGAUCAUGAUGGCGUAUAUGAACCCGGGGCCCCACUAUUCCGUCAAUACCUUGGCCCUGGGUGGCCCUAGUAUGGACUUGAUGCACCAGGCUGUGUCCUACCCAAGCACCCCAAGGAAGCAACGGCGGGAACGGACCACCUUCACCCGGAGCCAGCUGGAGGAGCUAGAGGCCCUGUUCGCCAAGACCCAGUAUCCGGAUGUGUAUGCCCGUGAGGAGGUGGCGCUGAAGAUCAACCUACCUGAGUCCAGGGUUCAGGUUUGGUUCAAGAACCGCAGGGCUAAAUGCAGACAGCAGCGACAACAGCAGAAGCAGCAGCAGCAGCCCCCAGGAGGACCAACCAAGGCUCGUCCAGUAAAGAGGAAGGUGGCAACACCCCCCAGAGCCUCAACAGAUGCCUGUCCAGACCCCCUGGGCAUCUCAGAUUCCUACAGCCCGCCUCUACCUGGCCCCUCAGCCUCUACUACCACAGCAGUGGCGGCUGUGUCCAUCUGGAGUCCAACCUCAGAGUCCCCUUUGCCUGAGUCCCAGCAGGCUGGGUUGGUGGCCUCUGGGCCUGCUCUGACUUCAUCCCCCUAUGCCAUGACCUAUGCCCCCGCCUCUGCUUUCUGCUCUUCCCCAUUGGCAUAUGCAUCUCCAAGCUCCUAUUUCAGUGGUCUGGAUCCUUACCUUUCUCCCAUGGUGCCCCAAUUGGGGGGUCCAGCUCUCAGCCCCCUGUCUGGGCCCUCUGUGGGACCAUCCCUGGCUCAGUCACCCACCUCUCUAUCAGGCCAGAGUUAUGGCUCCUACAGCCCUGUGGACAGCUUGGAAUUCAAGGACCCCACAGGCAGCUGGAAAUUCACCUACAACCCCAUGGAUCCUCUGGACUAUAAGGAUCAGAGUGCCUGGAAAUUUCAGAUCUUGUAG